UUCCUGGGAUGGGCGUCCAAGAAAAAACAAACAUUUGGCACUUAGAAGAAUUAUGCUUUAAGCUGAGAAACAAAUAAAACAAGCGACAAUGCGACGCUCAAUCAGCGAAACAGAACAUUCCGAAUCGGACCUGUCCUCCGGCGCCACAACGGAGAGCAAUUCCAGCGAUUACGAGCAGGAGGAUAGACACCACAGCAGCAGGGUCCACGACUCCACCACCGCCAAGCGAGACAAUGUCAUGCUGCCCAGGCCCUGGGCGUCGAGUGGCGGUUGGAUGUGCUUUCUGAUGCCGCUGGCCUUGGCCUCACGCUUUCUAAACGCUCCGCCCUGCAAGGAGCAGGUCCAUCUCCAUCUGAUGUUGACGGUGACAGCCGCUGGCAUGUGCGUGGAGACACUCUGCUUCUUCGUAUACUUCUUUGCGGACACAAGCAUACUGGCCAAAUGCAUCAUCAGCCUACUGCCGGGAACAUUCACCGCACUUGGUUUCGGCUUCUGCCUGGGCACCUCCUGGUUGUUUGCUGUGGUCGCGGGGUUCCUGAUGAUAGCUGGCUACCAGCACUUUUACGUCUGCAUGAUGCGUGGCUUCUCACGGUGCUUCACCUACGGCGAGGCCUCCAUUCUAUUCCAAGGUCUUAUGCUGUUCGUGAUAAGCGCCACUUACCGGCUCUACGAACUGUGCUCCGCGGACGCGGAUGCCAAGACCUUUAGUGAUUUUGACCGACUUAAUCUUAUAAUGCUGAAUGCUUUGAUGUGGCUGCUCAUUCUCUGCGUGCUGGUGAUCGCAGUUCCACGGCUGCGUGGGCCUAUUCCUUUCUACCUGUUGCUGGGCCUCCUCGUAGUGGCAGUCACCAGUGCCCCCGUCACCAGUCCUGUGCCAAUUGUGGCUCUGCUACAGUUCAUCUUCAGGGACCCUAAGCGACUGCAAAUCAUCGGCUUCUACCUGGUACUCGUUCUAUUGACCGGCGCCACCGUCACCUGGCAACUGCGGCACACCGUUCAAGCCAACACCCGAGUCCGUAAGAUAUUCCACCUGUUGAUAGUGCUUGUCUUCGUUCCAGGAGUGCUCUUUCAGUGCACUCUACUGUACUUAGCCACGGGCAUAGCGCUGGCGGCAUUUGUGGUCCUGGAGCUGAUGCGACUGCUAGAGAUACCUCCAUUUUCGGACAGGCUGACCGAUGCUUUCCACUCCUUCCGGGAUGAAAAGGACGCUGGGGUUCUGGCGCUGACCCCGUUCUGCCUGCUUAUUGGAUGCUCCAUGCCCCUAUGGCUGACUCCUUGCCCCUGCUCCGGAAAAGAUACUUUGAUCCUGCUCUCGGGCAUCCUGGCAGUGGGCGUGGGCGACACCGCGGCCAGUGUGGUGGGCUCCAAGAUGGGACGCAACAUGUGGGGAAAUUCCUCACGUUCCCUGGAAGGCACUAUCGCCUUCGUGAUGUCCAUCCUUCUGUCCGUCUGGCUGCUGGAGGCGACCGGUCUGCUGGCCAUGACACAGGCCAAGUGGUUCGCAACCAUUUUCGCAGCCAUCAACUCAGCCCUGGUGGAGGCCUUCACCGACCAGGUGGACAAUCUGGUGCUGCCCCUAGUCUUUUAUAUACUCGUUGGCCUGGCCUGAUUCUGAUCUCCUUGAUCUAUAACAAAUUAUGUAGGUAUCAAUGCAUCAUAUAUGUAUACUUACAUACAUACAUACGUGUA
Messenger RNA from Drosophila persimilis, 1689 nucleotides. It is a transcript of the gene Dolk, whose product is annotated as dolichol kinase. Gene Ontology annotation, biological process: dolichyl monophosphate biosynthetic process. Bases 89 to 1609 code for a protein of 506 amino acids. Gene Ontology annotation, molecular function: dolichol kinase activity. Gene Ontology annotation, cellular component: endoplasmic reticulum membrane. The transcript is spliced from 5 exons. Lineage: Eukaryota; Metazoa; Arthropoda; Insecta; Diptera; Drosophilidae. The record is from RefSeq and is a predicted model, not a curated record.